This is a messenger RNA of Solanum lycopersicum (tomato), 5834 nucleotides long. NCBI's taxonomy places the organism in Eukaryota, Viridiplantae, Streptophyta, Magnoliopsida, Solanales, Solanaceae. The record is from RefSeq and is a predicted model, not a curated record.
ACUAAUAUUUAUCUCAAAGUGAACCAAAAUUACUUAACAAAAGAUUGAAAAGAAUCGGACCCAAGGGAGAUAGGAGCUUGGGUAACCCGACCCGCAUAUCUCUCAAUCCUUCUGCCAUACAAAAUGCCCUAAAAUUCAAAUUGAAUUCGGAAAUUGCAGAAAUUUUUUCAAUUGAAGCAGAGUCUUCAAAGCUUAACAAAAGAAGCAAAGAAAACAAAGGCAAAGCUUUUCAAUGCGAUAAUGUUAGCCAUAGAGAAGAUGCUAACCAUGAUUUGGGUAUCCCGUGGAAUUGGUGUACGCCCAAGCUGGCACGAAGGAUGCCGUGGUUAUCAAAAAAGAAUCAAUGGAAUUAUUGAUCAGGAAAGAGCGUUAUGGAGCCAUCAAAUGAUAACACAGACCAGAUGGAUGUUGAUUGGGUAAGUUCUGAUUUCUUGGCGGUGUUAUUUACAAUUGAGUAUUUUUAAUUGUUGUUGGUUGGACUUAGAUGCUUGUAUGUUAAACAUUUUUCCAGGUGAUAACCUCCCUUAAGAUAAACUUUUUCCAAUGAAGAUAGUAUGGUUACCUAACAACGCCAAUUCUAUAUAUUCUUCUUCUUCCCCAUUGGAAAAGAAUGUGAAAUUUAUGCUUUUUAUUCUUGGUGCGACUGCCAAGAGCCUAGUUUAUUUGCUGCUAAAUAGUAGAUAGAAGAAAUAAAACAAAUACAGGUGUUCAGCGAAUGUGUGAUUAAUAAAUGUAAUUAUAUUUAUUUGAUGUCGUGUUCAUAAACGUCAACUUUCGAUACUCUUUCUAAGAGAGUAAUAUUGUUAAUUUUUUGGUUGAAUGAUCAAUCCGUCCCAACCUGUGGCCCGCUUAGAACUGGAUUGAACUGCUAUAUUAUAGGUUCUUUAAUUAAAAGGGUCAGCCCCUCCUAACCCAUUUUAACUCUCUAGCCCGUUAGAGUUGGAUUGAGUUGGGUCAUCCUAUUUUGACAACUCCAAUUAUACUAAAUUUAAAUGUUAAAAGUAAAUUAUAUACUACAUAAAAGAGAAAAAGUAAAUUGCAUGUCAAGUAUAUGAAAAGAAUUAGAGGCUAAGAGCAAAUUUAGAAUGUCGCGUACUAGUUCAUUGAACUCAAUAACUGUAGCGGGAAAUUUUAUAUUCAUGUUAAAAAUCGUUGCUUAUUUAGAACUCUUUAAAUCACAGAAUCAUUAACAUUUGAACUAUAUAGUCCGGAAGAGACCUGAAAAUUGGGAGAAUCCAAACCGGCCCAUCUAUCAUUCCCAAUUUACCAAACCGCACAAUUUUUCUGCUAUAUUAAAAACUCUAGAAUUCAAAUUAAAGCCAAAUAGAUGAAGAGGCAAAGCUUUUCAAUUUGGAGGAGGGGAGGCGUCAAAUAAUGAUGGAUAUUGAUCCGGUGAGUUCUGAUUUCUUACUUAUUUGCUUACUGUUCAGAUGUUUUGAUUGAAAACAGUCUGAACUGUGAACUGUAUGGCCAAAAUCCAAAUGCUCCUUUCGAUGUUGUAAAAUGUUAUUAGGAGUUCAUCAUUCUCAAACCUAUAGUUUGUAUGGCGUGAAAAAACCCGGGAUCAUAUAUAAUAAAGAAAAUGCAUCACAAUGUCCCUUAACAAUAUAUCAUAGUCUGAUGUAGGUGCAAGGUUUGCGUACACUUUAUCCUCUCGAUUUCACACUUUGUGUGAUUACAUUGGGUAUGUGAAUUAAAGAAGAGACUGCUCAGGUAAUCUACUGAGGAUGUUCAUAAGUAUUUCCUUUGAGUUGCCAUGGGUUAUCCUUCAAACCCUACGGUAUCACACUGCGUAAUCCAUUGUUGUUAUGAUGGCCUGGUUGUUAUGGAGGUUCGUGAUAAUUUUGAAGCUAAUCACUCCACACUUUUUCUUCUUUUCUCUGUGUUACAACUCUCAUAUUCUUCUUAGUUUUUGGAGUAUAAUGUCAUCUUUAGCUGGGGGUGGGUGGGGCAAAAAAUUAAUACCAGCAGAUAUCUUGGAGUACUUGGCUUGAAUGAAACCAGAGAUGUUUCAAUGGAGAAAAGCAACAUAUAUAUCUUUUGUUAAAUCUAUGUGUUUACAUCAUUACCAUUUCGAAAAUAAAUAAAUAAAUACCUAUGUGUUUACAGAAAGAAUCUAUAUGCAUUGUGUAUGGAACACAUGUUUCUCAGCUUGUGAAAAAAUGUGAGAAUUUGAAAAAACUGCAUUGCUUUUAAUAUCAUCAUAUUUGUUUUCUGUUAUCGUUGGUUGAGAAUGUACAAAAAACUUGAUUGUCAUUCAAUCUCUAAAAGUGCAGUGUUUACUUAUGUAUGAUGCCCUAAGAGUAUUCAAUUUCAUUGCUAAGUAAGAAGUGGUUUAAACCCAUUUUCUCUUUUACUUUAUUAGAUCUUGUCUAGUCUAAGUCUUAUGUGGAUAGUGCAUUCGUUUUAAAGGUAUACAAAUUUAUUGCAUCUCAAAUACUUUGCAUAGUAGUUGAGUCUUUACCAUGAUGUUUACCUUUUUCAAAGUUCCUUCUGAUGCAAGGACAGUUAGCCAUAGAUCCAUCAAAAGCUUCCAUUGAGGCAUCUCGUGCUACUUAAAUUCUUCAUUGUCAGAGCCCAGAGUAUCAAUUCUCCUAACAUGCCACGAGGAUGUUUGUCAAUAUUUCUUUAGGAACUACUUUUCAACGCGAAAAACUUUCCAGUAUUAUCUAUGUCACGGAGGAUAUCUAUAUCAGGAAGAAUAUAUAGGAUCUUAUAGUCACCAGAAUUUGAGUCAUAACACAAUCCCAUACGACCACUUUGAUCUGGUGAAAGUUGUGCAUCAGGAAGUAUAAUUGAUUCUCCCGUGGAGGGGUUCCACAACAAAUAUAUGUCGUCUCCGCCCUCAGUAUUUUCAUUUACCAUCAUAAGAACCAAGCCAUCACAAGAGCAAGUGAUUGAACAAAUAUAUGGUCUAGAGAUUAAAGGGAAAUCAAGUUUUCGCACAUUCUCAACUGGUUGAUCUGACGAUAAAUUCAAACAAUACAUGUUAUAUUUACUAUCUUUAGGACAACAUUGCCAAAUAAGGAGUUUUUGUGAAUUGAGGUCGUUCUUGGCCAGAUUGAGAUGUUUCUUUUCAAAGUGAGGGCAUUGAAAUCAAUGUUUUUUCCAAGGUUUUGAAAUACAUUUGAAUUGAAAAAGAGUGUGCACGGGUUAUCUGGUGAGGAUGUCCAUAUGUUUUUCGUCUAGAAAAUGAGUUGUCAUGGGCUAGAUAAAUAGAUAAUAAAAUGUUAUCUUCAAAACAUAUACAUAGAAAUGUAAAGUAAGUAAAACAAUUGUAGGUAACUUACAUGAUCAACAAUAUUCAUUUGCUUUUCUGUAAUUGAAAUCGAUUUCUUCAUCUUCUUUUGUUGAACUUUGAAAAUUUUUGAGUUUUCAUUGAAAAGACUUGUGAUUUUGGAUAUGCUUGCUAGGGUUUUUUUUUGUUGACUUAGGGAGUGAUUGAUUGGGCCGGGUUGGGUCCAUCUUUCCCUUUUAAUUCUUAUGACCUAUAUAUCAAACCUCACUUUCGCAUAAAUCGCAUGAAUUACGUCACUUCAUUUACACUCCAAAUAUUUUGUAAUGAUUAAAAAAAAAUGUCUAAACCCUUUUAACUCAAAACCUCCAACCUAGUAAAAGAAAGAAAAGAAUCGGGCCCAAGGAUCUAAGAGCUUGGGUAACCCUACCUACAUAUAUCUCAAUCUUUCUUCAAUUUAAAACGCCCUACAAUUAAAAUUGAAUUUGGGAAUUGUAGAAAUUUUUUCAAUUGAAGCAGAGAGCCUUCAAAGCUCAACAAAAGAAGCAAUCUUUUCACAAAAAAAAGGCAAAGCUUUUCAAUAAGAAAAUGUUAUCAAUAGAGAAGAUGUGAACCACCAUUUGGGGGAGGUAACAAAUAAUAAUUUGGGUGAGUUUUGAUUCUGGGUUAUGUUGCUUACUUUUCUCUUGUGUUUUUGUUGAACUUAGAUUCCAGUGUGAUGUGACAGGUAUCCCGUGGAAUUAGUAUACACCAAGCUGGCACACAGGAUGCUGCGAUUAUCAAAAAAGAAUUAGUGGAACUAUUGAUCAGAUUAAAGAAAGAUUGAGUUUCUUCAAUCAAUACUUAGCAAUUGAGAAACCAGUAAUCACUCCAAAGAAAGAUGAGACGGAAAAUUAAGAAUAAGGGAAAGUUAGCAGAUAGUAGUUCUGCUCUAGAGAUACAAAAACAGAAGAUGAAGUCCAUUGCAACUCCAAAGUUAGAGGUUGAUCUUUCCAAUCAAAUUCUUAUUAGCAGUGGAAUUGAUGCAAUCCAAAAGUUUAAUCAGCUUUCAAAAGGGAAGAGCGCUGUAGAGCCAUCAAAUGAUAACACAGACCAGAUGGAUGUUGAUGCCAUGGCAAUUCACUUCUCAGAGGUAAUACUUAUGGACAUCCUUAGCAGGUUACCUGUGAAGUCUCUACUUCGAUUCAAAUGUGUGUCAAAAUUUUGGGAAAAAUUGAUCUCCGAUCCAUACUUGAAGAUGAAGCAUCUAAAUCGUGCCAAGAAUGAUCAAGAUUCUCAAAAACUUCUUACUAGCCUAAGUUGCCGUAAUAAUGGUAUAUGUUCCAUGUAUUGUUGUCCUUUGUCGCCUGUUCAGCUGGUUGAGGAUGUACAAAAACUCGAUUUCCCUUCAAACCCUACACCAUUCCCAUGCACAAUCCAUUGUUGUUAUGAUGGAUUGGCUGUUAUGGAGGUUCCUGGUAAUUUGAAUGAAGACACCACAUUUUUGCUGUGGAACCCCUCCACAAGAGAAUCAAUUGAACUUCCUUCUCCAGAAUUUCGACUGAACAAAAGUUCUUGUUUUGGUUUGGGUUAUGACUCAACCAGUGGCAAGUAUAAGAUUGUUCAGAUUUUUCAGCAUAUGGAUUUACCUUGUGAAAUUUUUGUACUGAAAGGUGGCUCUUGGAAAAGAAGUGUUAAGCAUCCUCAUGGCAUUUACAGUCUGAUGUUUGCUGUGCAGUUUUUGACAUUUGCACAUGCGGCAUUUCAUUGGAUCGCUAUGUCACGAAAUCAUGCUGUGAUGGUUUCGUUUAGUAUUUUGAAUGAAGUGCAUGGAGAGAUUCCCUUACCGGAGGAAUUUUCAGUCACGGAUGUUAUUGGUGUUACACUGUUGGAUGGAAUGCUUUCUCUUCAUUCUAAUCGUCCUUGUGAUCAGAGUAACAGUACUAUUAAGUUAUGGGUAUUGAAAGAGUAUGGUAUCAAGAAAUCUUGGAUUCCAUUCUUAUCUAUCGAAGAUCCCUAUAUUGUUUAUGCUAUACCGAAAUAUAGGUUUCCGGAUGGUGAACUGCUAUUCAGGUGCUUUGUUGGGGGUUCAUUAAGGACACGUAGUGGACCAUUUGGAGCAUGGCCCGAAGGUCAUACCUUAUUAGAGGCACAUCCUUUUACAGAAAGCUUGAUUUCUCCAAGAUCACCAGUUUUUGGAGUACAAUGUGAUAUUUAGCUGGCAGGUCUGGGGGAGGAGAAAUUAAUACCAGCAGAUAUCUUGGAGAAAGAAGUGUUCGUCUAUCCAUUAUGUGGAGUACUCGUCUUGAAAUAGAUCAGAUAUGUUUUAAUGGAGAAAUGCAACAUGUAUAUCUUUUGUUAACUCCUAGGUGUUUACAGAAGGAAUAUAUAUGCAUUCUGUAAGGAAUAGAGGUUUCCAAAGCAUGUUGAUUGUGAGAAAUUGAUAAGAGUGCAUUGCUUAUGUUAUUAGCAGGAAUGACAUUUGUUUUUCUAAUAUUUCCUAGCACAGUAACUGAAAUUCUCACAAACGAUAAUUUGAAUGUAUGUGUUUUUUAUAUUUCUUCAAGAGCUCACCGCUCUUGUGAGAUAAUGAUAGCUUCUUGUUGUUGUUAGUUGUUAA